AUGCGCCUAUCCCGCCCUUCAGCCCUCGCGGGUUUCCCUUCAACCCCCUUAAAACGUUUCUACUCUUCCUCGCGCACCAUUCAAAAAAACGACGUCCUCUUCCUUCGCCAACAGGGUCUUAAGGCCCCCAAAUGGCAUCUUACAUCCCCUCUUCGCGCCGAUACGAAAAUAAGACUUGGUUAUGGUGCCUCUAUCAAUUCGUCCGAGCUCAUUGGUCGUCAGGUGCUUGAUGUUCUGACUGAUACUUCGGGACGUCCUGUUACUCUUCAUGAACCGACUCUGGCUUCAUACAUCAUUAAUAGCCCGCGACAGGCCACACCGAUCUAUCCCCAUCAUGCAAAUACCAUUGUGUCCCUUCUCGAUUUAAACCUUUCCCGACCUGGUGAAGAAGAAAAUGGCGCAGAUCCCGAUCAUCCAACCCCGCCGUUUGAGAUAUUCGAAGCUGGUACUGGAAUGGGAAGCUUGACGCUACACCUCGCUCGAGCACUCCAUGCAGCAAACCCAGCUGUACCUCCUAGCCUGCGAAACACCCUCUGUACGGCACGCUACAGGACCGACGGUUUUGGUCUCGAUCUCGCCGAAGAGGACCAAGCUGCCCUCGACUCUUACCGGUCCAGUCGUCGCGCCGUGUUGCAUACCCUCGAUCGGAACGUUAAACACUCGCGCGCAGCACAUAAACUAAUAAGAUACUUCCGUCGCUCUCUAUACUUUCCUACUAUAGACUUUCAUGUCGGCUCCAUAGACGAGUAUAUCUCAUCCCGUUUGGCUGAGACGGAUGACCAGCCUUUCCUCUCACAUGCAAUCCUCGACCUCCCUUCCGCUCACGACCACGCUUCUCAAGUUAUUCAGGCCCUCCACCCCAACGGCCUUCUUGUCAUCUUCACACCCUCCAUUAGUCAAAUCGCCGACUUCCAAGCUUGGGUUGCUCGCACAGGCCAGCCCAUGCGCCCUGAAAGGGUCAUUGAGCUUGAAGUUUCGACAACGGCUGACGGUGUUCUUGAUACUGGUGGUGGCAAGGAGUGGGAUGUCAAGACCGUUAUUCCUAGAGAAAACCCUGAAGGCGCUGCAGUGCAGGUGAUGCGACCCAAGGUAGGUGAGCGAGUCACUGGUGGUGGGUUUGUAGCUGUUUUGAGGCGAUGGCCUGUUGAUCAAAUGCGCUCUCAAGUUGAGUCUUCCACGCAAGAGAGUACUUCUGAAGCUGAGGGUAACUCAGAGGUUGAAGAAACUACUCAAGCUGAGGAUUCGGCGGAGACUGAGCCAACGAAAACUGAAUGA
Fusarium redolens is the source of this 1275-nucleotide messenger RNA. Its product is annotated as S-adenosyl-L-methionine-dependent methyltransferase. The transcript is spliced from 3 exons. Gene Ontology annotation, cellular component: tRNA (m1A) methyltransferase complex. Lineage: Eukaryota; Fungi; Ascomycota; Sordariomycetes; Hypocreales; Nectriaceae. The record is from RefSeq and is a predicted model, not a curated record. The coding region runs from base 1 to 1275 and encodes 424 amino acids. Gene Ontology annotation, biological process: tRNA methylation.